This is a messenger RNA of Zygotorulaspora mrakii, 1827 nucleotides long. It is a transcript of the gene SSP1, whose product is annotated as Ssp1p. The record is from RefSeq and is a predicted model, not a curated record. Lineage: Eukaryota; Fungi; Ascomycota; Saccharomycetes; Saccharomycetales; Saccharomycetaceae. The transcript has a single exon. The coding region runs from base 1 to 1827 and encodes 608 amino acids.
AUGUCAAAUUGGAAAGAGUUCGUCCAAUAUUACGAAACCGUCGAACCGCCACCGGAAUUACCACUACACUCAUUUAUGAUGGAACAGCCUGCAAAACCACUUCAGGGAAAAAACUUGGUUGACAAGUUGAAAGAUUGGUUUAAUAGAGCUAAUUAUAACGCUGAAAAUACUCAUUCAAAUUCAAGUCUCAAUGGGAAGAGAGAUGAGGUUCUUCCGAGAAAUAUAGAUCAAAAGCAUGAUAAUGAAAAUGAUUUACCGGGAAAACAGAUAUACCUCGUUGAGGAAGAACCUUUUGGCGCAGGCUUGAAUGGAAGUCAAAAUCUUGCUCAGGAUAGCGCUAAAACUUUCAUGACAGGAAACAAUGUUGAUGCUAAUAACAUUCCACAAUUCCCAAGAGGGAUUCAUGAUAAUCGAAAUGUGCCAUCACAAAGUGCGACUGGGAAUAAUGCCCCAGAUACCUUGGAUAUUGCAGAAACUUAUAACAGUUUGAUAAAUAAACCAAUCUCGCAAAUUCUAAUGGAUCCUUCGUUUUUAUCAAAUUUAUCCACUUCAUUACACGCAAAGAGCGUAACUUUACGUACAGUAACGAAGAGGUUGAGCGCUGUGGCUAAUAAAAAGAAUGAAACAUCUAAGCUGAUGCAAAAGUUUUUAAAAGAUUUAUUCUUUUGGGGUCAAAAUUCUGCGGUUGAGAAUUCAGAUUCAGUAGCUUUGGUAAAUGAGAUACAGCAAUUAUUCCAAAUGGAUCUUGCAUUGGAACAAAAAAUUUCAGAAAAACUGAAGCAGUUAACUGCAGAACUAGAAUAUAUAUGCCUAAGACAAGAUGAAUUAUCAACGGGUAAAAAAAACCUUUUAUAUGCGUUGAAAAAGUAUGACAAUUCAAAGAAUAAAAAGGGUGAAGACAUAGAGGAGACAAACUUACUGCGAGAGAAAGUAAUAGCUCAGGAAAAAUCCUAUGAAGCAUACAAAUCCCAUUAUCAGUACUCAAUAUCUGUCACUGCGCGACAGAUUUUCAAAGAUAUAGGUAUAGAAUACUAUGAACGGUCAAGUGAUUUGAAGGAUGCAACUGGGAACUACUUAAAGAUUACUCUGCAAAAGCUAGAAAUUAACAAUAGUGAAUUAUUUGUUAAGGAUUUUGAAAAGCUCAGGAUCUUACGUGCAGAAAGAAACUGGUCUAAAUUGAAUCCAGAAGAGAAAAGCAACCCUCAAAGUUGGGUUGAUCUUGUAAGUGGUAAAUCUGAUGGCAAUGAUACACUUAUGAAAAAAAUUCGUAAAGGUUUACCUCAAGCCUAUACAUCAACUCCAAAAAACAUCUCCCCAAAGCUUGAUUUUCAAACAGGUCUCGAAGAGAGUAUAUCAGAUAUAGCCACUGAUAGAUUCAAUCCAAUAACGAGCAACCAGUUCUUUCUGGAACGGUCAUCAAAUGAAGCAAUUCCAGAAAAGGUAAAGGGAGAUACCCUUAAGGAAGACAAUAGUCAUACUGAAAAUCAAGCAAGGACAGAUCACCAAAGAGUUUUCAGUGAUUUCGAGAGUGAAGACAAUACUGUAACGAGAAGUCUAAAUCCAAAGGCCGUAUUAAAUGAAAUGACAGCAAAUCGACAAGCAACUCUAAGUCUCAGAAAAAAUCACAAUAUUUCUGUUUUCCCAAAAGAGCCUGAAAGUAUAGGCAAACAGCCGGAUAAACCACCUCUAAAACAAAAACUUUCAACUAAGAAUGGCAGUAAUGAGCCAGGAAAUGGUUUCAUUUUACAUUUCGGUGACAUUUCUCAGCAAUUCAAUGAUGCCGAAAAAAAUCUACAGGAAAAUAGAUGGGCUGAAUCACCUUUAUAG